Acipenser ruthenus (sterlet) is the source of this 3475-nucleotide messenger RNA. RefSeq names its product protein FAM227A-like. The record is from RefSeq and is a predicted model, not a curated record. The transcript has 18 exons. The coding region runs from base 192 to 2021 and encodes 609 amino acids. Lineage: Eukaryota; Metazoa; Chordata; Actinopteri; Acipenseriformes; Acipenseridae.
GAAAAAAUGGUCAGAUUGUGGGUGGUAGCACUACAGGCAAAUUAGGAUCUGUUUCUGGUUACAGGCAUGCCGCAUAUCGGUGGUUUCAGAUAUAGCAGCUGUGGUCAAGUGAACAUGAUCACCUCCUAAUACAAUACAACAUUUACAGUAUACAGAGCCUCUCCUGUCCCCAGGCAUUGCACACCAGGCGCAUGGGAAUCAGAGCUCUGCAUCUCAAUAGUAACGUUCCACCUAAAAAAACAAAGAAUCCUACGGAGAUGGCAGAUAUUAACCGGAUCUGCUCUCCGAUGGCGGUGUUUGAGGAAGACUUGAGGGAGGACCCAGCCACUGUGGAGAAGAAGAGAGCAGGCCAGCAGGAAGUGGUCAGCUCACCAGCGCCAUGUCUAAUGGGCUCGAUUGACAAAGUGAAUGAAAAGAUUGCUCAUCUCCACCUUCAGUUGCUGCGUUGUUCCAGCCAGCCAUCACCACCGGUAAUCCCAGAUACAGAUGAAAAGUCAAAGAAACAGAUCUCCUUGAGGUCCAAAUGGGAAGCGACUAAGGAGGAUAGACAGAGGGCGCUCCAGAAUAAAGUCACAGUGAGGGAUGAGAAGGAACUGAACAAGUUCGCUCGAAGAUACCAAGAGCACUCUACACACGCCCUGGGGCUGGAGAAUCAGUCACAGACCAGUCUGAGGACCCUGAAGAGGACCAAGGAAAAACCAAAGCUGGUCGAGCUACAGCAGUACCCCGGCUUUACCAUUGGGGCACCAACUGCUCUGCCCAACGGCACCUCCCUCGACGACGUUGUCAAACAUGUCAUACAGGCCCAGGAAAAAAUAGGAAGAAAGCCGAAGUACCAGGCGGAGUUCAGGCGCCUGUUGAGCUCCUCAGUGACACGCACUAUACUUCUGGACACUUUCUGGUGGUUCUUCCUCCAGAACUACCAGUCUGAGCCGCACACCCAGGAGAAGCUGUUCUUCCGGAUUUCAGAGAGUUACGUCCGUCUCCUGACCCAGAGCCCCUCCUCUCCAUAUGGAGACCUCUUCCUGAAGGAGUUCCCCAGGACCCUGAGCCAGGCUGUCUAUUCCUGCUUCUGCUGCAGCUUUCCCCAAUCCUGGCACCAGUUCUACUGCCAGUCCUUCUUAUCACAGCUGUGCGACACUGCCUUCCAGUGGACUGGAGGUAUCCGUCCCUCCCCUGAGGUCCACAGCAGAUGGAAUUUCCUGGCUCUGGAACCUGAGGGAGUGAGGAAGGAGGAGAUUUUUUCUGGGAAUGACAAGCACAACAGGGGGGCUGGAUCGCCCAUGUCUUUCUUGAGCUCUACGUUGUCCGGUUCAGUCCUGCCCUCCCUGCCCUCCUGCGGAAGACUGGCGCACCAGCAGAGCUCCCCGCUGGCACGGCUGCGCAGCAAGAGCUCUCAGCACUGUGCCAGGAUCUCCAGUCAGGUAUCAAUGAACUCUGCCUCCUCAGCACAAGGAACCCCCAGCUGCGUUCCUAUGACAGCAGAUACCAAUAGAAAGGCUAGUGGGGGUCUGAAGGCAUCACAGAAUGAAGGCAUGCAUCACAAACCUAAGAGAGAGUCUCUCCCAGCAGGUCCUGGUCCAGAGUUCAUGAAGAGUGUGUUUAACCUGUGGGGCUACAGCCCCCUGGUGCAGUGCUACUUCCGCAACCAGAAGAUGGAUAUCCGUGCCGGGAUGGACAUCUUGGUGCAGAGAACUGAGAUCCUGAACCUGCCACCAGCAGACUCAACCACAUACUGGGAGAUCGUGAUACAGAAUCACCACCGCAGGAGAACACAGGGAGAAGCUUUCAGAGCACAGCAUUCCCAACGCCUGAGAGAACUCGCUGCACUCCACCGCAAACACCUAGCAGAGAGGGAUCAGUUUAGCAGGAAAGUGAAGAAGUUGCUGUCUCAGAAAUACGAGAUCAAAAGAUUGAGUGAGCUGUUGUAUCCUGAUCAUAAAUGGGAGAUUGAGUGGGAAACUGAGUUCCCAGAAGAGUUGGCGUUGGCUUUUGAAGAAGCUCUCCAGGCGCAAGACUGACAGCAGGCAUGCAGUACUGAGAGUCCUGACUGUACUUACCAGCAGCACAGACCAAUAAGCAAUUGAGGAGGACAGGAGUGUACUGUUUAAUAAAUGGGAAACUGGGUCAAUCACAUUAAUAUUAAAAGUGUCACCAGGUUAUUUACACAUUAGUAGUCAGCUGUGGUAUAACAAGUCAAGGUUGUAGCUUACAAAAUACUUUCAUUAAUCUUAGUUAUUGUUCCCUUCCAUUCACUGUAAAGAUCUCAAAUGUGCAGUUUGAUACUAAGCCUGGCAGUUCCUUCAGGGUCAAGCAUCUUUACUGGCUGCAAAGCAUGCCAUUGGGAGCAGGUUUCUAACAGGGUUCUGAAGGGGUGGAGUCAGUUUCACUCUCCAGGUGAAAUGACCACGUGCAAGGCUAUCAGAAGUUAGGCCUGCAAACAGAUUUAUUUACCUGGUAUUGCACCAGAUAUCAUGUUUCUUUAAUGUUAUUUAUUAUUAUUAUUAUUAUUAUUAUUAUUAUUAUUAUUAUUAUUAUUAUUAUUAGACAUCUGUUACACAACUGUUUCUAUUAUUAUUUAUUUUAUUAUUAUUUAUUUCUUAGCAGACGCCCUUAUCCAGGGCGACUUACAAUUUUUACAAGAUAUUACAUUAUUUUUACAUACAGUUACCCAUUUAUACAGUUGGGUUUUUACUGGAGCAAUCUAGGUAAAGUACCUUGCUCAAGGGUACAGCAGCAGUGUCCUCCACUGGGGAUUGAACCCACGACCCUCCGGUCAAGAGUCCAGAGCCCUAACCACUACUCCACACUACUGCAAGUUUCUAACUUGACUUUUUGUGGGUUUUUUUCAUGUACUGUGGUUUUUUAUUGUUCAUACAAUUUAAUGGAUUUAUUUGAUAAUACAAUAGUACUAUAGUACUAUUUUCUGAGAUUGCAAAUCUUGGUAUUAAGAACAUAAGAACAUAAGAAAGUUUACAAACGAGAGGAGGCCAUUCAGCCCAUCUUGCUCGUUUGGUUGUUAGUAGCUUAUUGAUCCCAGAAUCUCAUCAAGCAGCUUCUUGAAGGAUUCCAGGGUGUCAGCUUCAACAACAUUACUGGGGAGUUGGUUCCAGACCCUCACAAUUCUCUGUGUAAAAAAAUGCCUCCUAUUUUCUGUUCUGAAUGCCCCUUUAUCUAAUCUCCAUUAUUAAAGUACUAGAGUUAACAAAAUAAUUCCAGUAAAUCCUAUCUAAUACAAAUUACCAUUACUUUGUAAUGUCACUUUUACUUAAAAAAAAACAACUUUGCGCUGGCCCUGGGGCCCUGUGUGUCAGUAACCUCUUUCCCAUUCACUAGCUUAUCAUUAACAAACUGAACAAAGAGAGCAAGUAAAAUACAAAGGCAGACAAGCCAAUAUUACAGAAAUGUACUUUGACUAGUUUUGAAGCAAUAAAUCACUUGUUUUCUGAAUGAAUUGUCUGCUGGUUCUGUUAUU